GUGGAACUAUAUUCCGCGGCGGACGGAUGUGCCGGGCACUGCUCGUCACUUCCUUAUGUGGCGCGGAGUGAUUCUGGGGGCCGGGCCUCGCGCGGUACUAAACUACUUUAUAACUUUAUUCUCCGCUUUGCUGGAACCGGAUCAGAUUUAUGGACGAAAUGUUUCCCGGUUUUCCCGCUGACGUCCUGCGGCUCCCGGUGAUUUACGGCGUUUCCUGAUGGGCAGGUAGCUUUACUUGUUGCUAAAGUCACCGCUAACGUUAACGGCUGCUAACGGUCCUGUUAGCUGACUCUGCCCGGACGGGGACCUCUUAGCACCGGGGAAGUGUUGGUGUUUACGCCGCUAACACAGGAGCUUUGGCCCGCCGGGAGCGGGAGGUUGUCAGGCCCGGGGCGGGGGGGGACCCAGCGGAGAAUGCUGGCAGGGAGCGGCGCCGGGAUGGGCACCAGAACCGGAGUCGGGCGAGCGGGCAACGGAACCGGGCUCAGCAGCCUUCCUGUGAACACGGCCGGACCGGGACCGGACACAGCCUCCGAGACCGACGGAGGCCAGUUCCACGACAGGGAAUACAGUACCGAGGUGAUUUACAGCGGCUCCGACCAGGACUCUGACUCCGGGGACGACGAAGACACGGCGGGUUCAGGCGGGGACAGGAGAGGCGUGAAGCGGGAGCGGAGCGAGAGGGAGGUCGGGCAUCAGUCGGCGCCCACCUCCGGAGGCCUGAGCGGCUACGGUGGGGUCAGCCCCGGGGUGCCAGGAGCCAAACCCGGCAAGAAAACCAGAGGAAGAGUCAAGAUCAAGAUGGAGUUCAUAGACAACAAACUGAGGCGGUACACAACUUUCAGCAAGAGGAAGACCGGGAUCAUGAAGAAGGCGUACGAGUUGUCCACGUUGACCGGUACUCAGGUGCUGCUGCUGGUUGCCAGUGAGACGGGUCACGUGUACACCUUUGCCACCAGGAAGCUGCAGCCGAUGAUCACAUCAGAGACGGGGAAAGCUCUGAUCCAGACCUGCCUCAACUCUCCGGACUCCCCGCCUCGCUCCGACCCCUCCUCCGACCAGAGGAUGAGCGCCACGGGCUUCGAGGAGACCGACCUCACCUACCAGGUGUCGGAGGCCGACGGCUGCUCGGAGGUCGCCAAGGAUCUGAUCAAACCAGCGUUCACCAUGUCCAACUUGCCCGGCACCACGCAGACCACACCCUCCUCCUCUUCCUCCUCGUCCACGGUGUCCAUGCAGGUGCAGACCAGUGCCCCCUCCUGGCAGCCGCCCUCCUCCUCCAACGGGACGGUGCUAAAGACGUCGACCGGUGUCAUGCUUCCGGGAGGCUUCACCUUGAUGUCAGGUGCCUCGCUGCCCCCCGGCACACACACCAUCCCCCUCAGCCAGCUGCAGGGCCAGCCUCUGGCUAUCCAGGGCCCCGUGGCCCCGGGCCCCGCUGCCACGCUACACGCUCCGCACACACAGCCGACCACGCUGCUCCGCCUCCCCGCCACCGUGUCACUGUCAGGAGGCGGAGUCUCUCAGCAGCUACAGACCAUCCAGGUUCAGCCCAGCACUCAGCAGACCUCCACCAAUCAGAGCAGCUCAGACAUCCACAUCCCCGCCUCCUCCGCAGCCGGUCUUCCUGCCUGCAUCGUCUCCUCCUCCUCCUCCUCCUCCUCUUCCUCAGUGGCAGGUCACAUGAUGUACCCCGGCGGUCACACGGUGAUGUACGCUGCACCGACGCCCUCACUGGGCGACGGCAGCCUCACUGUCCUCAACACAUUCCCCCCGACAGGCCACGCCCAGUCACAUGACCCCAGCGCCCUCCCGCAGGUCUUCCUCACCUCGCUCCCUCCGGUCGGCGCUCAGAUCCCGGUGUCUGCAGUCCAGCUCCAUCCGAUGGUGAUCAGUCAGCAGAGCAGCAGCAACCUGACGGAGCUGCAGGUCGUCAGUCUGGACGUCCACCAAUCAAAAGACGACUGACUGUCACAUGACUGUCUGUCUCUCUCACACACGCACACACACACGCACACACACACACGCACACACACACACACACACACACACACACACACACACACACACACACACACACACACACACACACACACACACACACACACACACACACACACACACACACACACACACACACACACACACACACACACACACACACACACACACACACAGCUGCAUCUCCUCUGGACGUCAUCAAACUCGGCCAACACUUGUUCUCUUCUCGUUUCCUGCAGUCUGUUUGUUGUGAUGAUGCAAUCGACUUCUCUGUUUUUCAUCAGCAUGUCAACAACAACAACGACAACAACGUCAACAACAACAACGACAACAACGUCAACAACAACCGUGACCACGCACUCUUCACUCUAACUGAUCUACAGUCAGUGUCAGAGCCACAGAAACGCUGGAGGUUUCCACAAUAAAGAAAAUCAAUAUUAAUAUUAAAAUCGUUGUUAAUCAGUGACCCUGACGAUGAUGUCAUCAGACAGAUGAAUGUAGUGAUGAUGUCAGACUGACCAGGUAUCACAUCGUCACACACUCACCUGUGUGUGUUGAAUGUAUUUGUGUUAAUGUGGCAUUUGGAUUUUUUUGGUUUCACUUUAUGAUUUUAAAAACAAAAAGUGCCAAACAGAUCCGCUGGUUAAAGGAGCAGUCCGCCAUGUUUGCUUCCCGCUCCGUCGCUUCACGUUCGUUACUGUCAGUUUAUCAUCGACCCGCGACAGAAAGUCCAGCAUGUUCGUUAGAGAGUGGAGCUUCACACGAUGUAAAACGCUGUGACGUUAGUGUCGAUUCGCUAACAGGUAACUUUAGUCUGGCACGGAUGUGACGGAGUAAAAACAUUUGCAGUUUAGCUCUUAAGGCCUAAUCAUUCGAUUAAUUGGACGAUCAGUAUUGAUCCUUUAUCAGAGGAUGGCAGAUAUAUCGUGUUUGUGCUGUAAAGUACACUCUGUGCACAGUGGUGUGUUUGAGGACACUCGGUCAUCUGACACCUGGUGUAUUGAUGAGUUCAGUCAUCAGAAGACAAACAGGAACCGAACAUGGACUCGGUCCUGAUGUGAUCUGGAUUCAGCUUCAGUCGGAGGAUUUCCUCAGGUCCUGCUGGAUCUGCAGGACCUGAACACGCCUGACGGUUUAUUUUCUAACUAAAAAAUGUUUUUUAGACUUUUGGACCUUUAAAGUCGAAGGUAUUUGUGUUUCACGUAUAUGUUUCUGCACGGCGGUGAUGUCGUCACUUCUGCAGGUUGUUUGCUCUGAACAAUCAAUAAUCAGUCAAUCAAAAGACUUUUGGAGAGAUGUUCAACCAACCGAGCAACUGCCCCGGGGCCCCAGACCCUCAGGGGCCCCAAAGGUUCACUGUGUGGGAACUUUAUUCAUUCUUAAUCUGUUGAGAAGAAGCUGUAAAAUAAAGAUUUUAUAAACUUUAA
Messenger RNA from Siniperca chuatsi (mandarin fish), 3428 nucleotides. Its product is annotated as serum response factor-like. The record is from RefSeq and is a predicted model, not a curated record. The coding region runs from base 415 to 1968 and encodes 517 amino acids. The transcript is spliced from 8 exons. Lineage: Eukaryota; Metazoa; Chordata; Actinopteri; Centrarchiformes; Sinipercidae. Gene Ontology annotation, molecular function: DNA-binding transcription factor activity, RNA polymerase II-specific; RNA polymerase II cis-regulatory region sequence-specific DNA binding; protein dimerization activity. Gene Ontology annotation, biological process: positive regulation of transcription by RNA polymerase II.